This is a messenger RNA of Verruconis gallopava, 1845 nucleotides long. Its product is annotated as transcriptional activator hac1. The transcript has 2 exons. Gene Ontology annotation, biological process: positive regulation of transcription by RNA polymerase II. The record is from RefSeq and is a predicted model, not a curated record. Bases 154 to 1032 code for a protein of 292 amino acids. Gene Ontology annotation, molecular function: DNA-binding transcription factor activity, RNA polymerase II-specific. NCBI's taxonomy places the organism in Eukaryota, Fungi, Ascomycota, Dothideomycetes, Venturiales, Sympoventuriaceae.
CAGCACGUAUUCUUUACCACACAAAGCGCCCACCGUUGUCCAGCCUACCAUCCAGCAGUAACAAGUGACAUCUCAACCACCCUCUUUCUCUCUCCCCCAUCACUCCCCGACCCGAGAUUGUUACUUCAGUCGCUGCGGCAAGAACUUUCAACCAUGGAGGCCACACACAACACUCUGCAGAUCAUCCAGAACUACGUAAAAACCCCAUCAAUACAGGUCGAACCACCAAAGACCAUCAAGAUGGAGGACAUCACGGCAACGCCCUCGACCUCGUCGUCAUCAUUACUCGACCUUCCGCCAGCAGACUCGGUACCCAAGCCCGCCGAAUCGAAGCCAGUUAAAAAGCGAAAGUCGUGGGGGCAGGUACUACCAGAACCCAAGACUUCGCUGCCUCCUCGGAAGCGCGCCAAGACUGCCGACGAGAAAGAGCAACGCAGAAUUGAGAGAGUAAAGCGUAACCGGCUUGCUGCUCACAAUUCGCGAGAGCGCAAGCGACAAGAAGUCGAAGCUCUUUCGGAGCGCAACGCACUUCUUGAGCGACAUUUGAAGCUUAUGCAACAACAACUCGACACAUACCGCGCAAUGUACCCAGACGCGAAUAUCCCACCACUCCCUAAGAUCGACUUGGAGCGCCCAGCAUCUCUCGCGCCCUCGCUCCCGAACAACAAAUCAACUCCUGCCCCUACAACACAGUUUAUUCAUGAAGUCAGCACACCAGCUCCGUUGUCUAGUCCUGACUCUCUCCUCUCCAACAUUGACUCGCCCGUGGACACGGCACCGUCAACGCCGAGAGCAAAUGUGAAGGAAGAAUUCGACCGGACACAACAAUCUGCAGCAUUGUUGUGCAAGACCUGCAGUGUCAGUCGGUUUAUUCCCUCUCAAUCUCGGCGGCAACGACUCCAACGGCAAGCCCACCACAAGCGGCGGAUUCUUCGACCACUCUUCUGUACAACUUCAGGACCUCCACGACGACGGCAGUCCAUUUUUCGACUUCGCUCUCUUCCCGGACGAUGCGGGCUCUUUCUUCAAUGAAAGCUUCGGCGAUAGCAAUGGCGAGACCGUAGCUCGCGACGCUUACAUCUCUACUGAUGCCAAUGACGCUCUUGAGCCGCUUGACGGUAGUCUCUUCGAUCUGCAGCCUAGCGCUGGCGCGCUCCCAAGGAGCUGCGACGCAACGGGUAUUGCGACGGAAUAAGACUAAUUGGUCUAAGCUGCACAAGGUGCUCUAGAUGUUUCUGUGAGAUUGGCCGUCGUGUAGGGCGUGAUCGUCAAAGCUAUAACGCCGAGUUUUCAGCAAGCAAGAGUUUCGCACAUGUCUAGAGCCACUUCGAAACUGAACGGUUCGCGUGUAUGGUUCAGGACUAUGUAGAAGGUCAUCCCAUCUACAAUGAAUUGUAACAACACUUGAAAAUUUUGAACGAAGGACACUAGCUCGGAUGCUAUUAGGGCAAUCGACUACUACGACACAUCGAACGGCGUAUGGGCGGGCAAAACAGGACUAAAUCAACAAAUGAUGUUCCUGAUGGGCGCUUGGGCGGUGAAUUUGGGGGUCUUUACUCAGACCUAUUAGGAUUUGAGAUCCUAAACAAUUUUGGGUAGCAUGUGUAUUGAAAUUCUAAUACAUACCAUGAUAACCACUGUCAUCGUGUUCUCUAGUUGAUUUGAACAAAUCACUUUCCUGGUUAGUUCCCUGUGGUAAAUAUUGUCGCAAAGCUUUGUCUUUCCCUGAUAUGGUGUUAUUUUUAAGAAUGUGGGACGAGACUAUCAGGAUGAAAUAUUAGGCUUGCUGUAUACCACAGUUCUUAAGAUGUAUGCUCAGUUCUUCACUCAAGUGAUUACACGUAC